Messenger RNA from Labeo rohita (rohu), 1860 nucleotides. It is a transcript of the gene fitm1l, whose product is annotated as fat storage inducing transmembrane protein 1, like. The record is from RefSeq and is a predicted model, not a curated record. NCBI's taxonomy places the organism in Eukaryota, Metazoa, Chordata, Actinopteri, Cypriniformes, Cyprinidae. Bases 852 to 1748 code for a protein of 298 amino acids. Gene Ontology annotation, biological process: phospholipid biosynthetic process; lipid droplet organization; lipid storage. The transcript is spliced from 2 exons. Gene Ontology annotation, cellular component: endoplasmic reticulum membrane.
AGAGUGCUACUUUCUGCUCAUCCACUGAAAAGAGAACCAAAAUGUGUCAUUAUCAAGAGAUUUAGGAAUUAAUCAAAUUCAUACUAGCUGAAACGUUCAUUCGCAUUUGUCAUUUCUGUCCAGUUUUGUAAACAACGUUCAUGUGGUCCAUCAACGACAAUACAGUUACAAGGCGGUUUUGCACGCAACUGUCUAAUUGCAACAUGACACCCGCCAACACCAACUUACAGAAGGCGACAACAUUUCUUUUUCUGUUCUGAGGGGGUGGGGAGCGAGUGGGUCGUGUGAAAGGUGCAAGAGACCCUCUGUUCGAGCAUUUGUGCUGCUAGAGAAAUGAGAGAGACCCACAGAUACAGAGAACAUGGAAAUCAGGAAUGAACAGGAUUUUCUUACUCUUGGAUGCAAGGAGUAAACGGAAGUUGUUGGCUGCGAGAACAUAAAGGGGCAGUGCAGAUCCCGGAAGGAUACACAUCAGAGGAAAGCUAGGCCGUGAAAAUCUCUCGAAGGUUAAAGGACACAGAGUGUAAGAAGAGGAAACUACUAAAGUAGCACAUGCCAUUUUUAUACCUGGAUUAAAUGCAACAAUAUAUGUGACUGUAAUUACAGAAGCAUAUCUACAACAUACAUUGCCAAAAAACUGAUUCCGGACAAAGUGUUAAGUGAAAACAACAUUUGCUUUGAUCAUUGCACAAACUUGCAUAAAUUGUGUAUUUUUUAACAUUUACAUCAGGGGAAUUUUACAAAAGCAACACAUUUCAGCAGUCACUGAGGAAGUACUUGUUGGAUUCUGAAAGAAAGUGGAUUUUAACAACAACAACCUAUCUAUCCUAUAUAAUCUGUAAUUUGCUGGUAUGGUUACGGAAACAAUACAAAUGUUUCUGAACUCUAUCCUUGUGGUCAUUACUGACCUGGCAGCUGGGCUUCUCGGCAACACAUCAUUUCGACGUCAUUUUCAUUUGUUGCUGUCAGCAUUGCUUUUGUUUGGGCCCCUCCUGAGUUUUUGGGUUUCCCAUUAUAGUAUCUUUGCAAAGAGGACUCACUUUCUCUACAGGGUGUUCCUGCGCUCAGGUUGGGGCUGGACCUGCAUCUUUGUUGGCUCUUUUGUCUUCCUCCUGUCUUUCUCAGUUCGUCGCUCACUCACGCUUUCCCUGCGACAUCUUUCUCGGCUAGCUGUGGCAGGUGGACUGUGGCUGGGCUUCCGCAAACUGCUUUGUCUGUUGGAAAAUGCCACCGGGAGCUGCUAUGAGCCUCUCAGCUCCACUCUUGAGUUGGCUUCAGGGACCAAUGGAGAUCAGCCUUUACUGCUUUUACAUGAAGGUGAAACAAAGGAGGCCUGUGUCCGCGCUGGCAUGUUGUGGCGUGGCUAUGAAGUAUCUGAAGAUGCCCUUCUGCUGUGUCUGUGCUGCCUGCUUCUAGCUGAGGAGACUGCAGUGUUCGGGCCCUACCUGAGCCUGGGUGGACCCUCUGGAGCCCCGCUGCGCAUCCUCUUCCUGUUCUGCGUCCUGCUGUUGAGUCUCUGGGUGUUCCUGCUUCUCUGCCUGCUGGCUUACUUCCCACAGUUUCCUACUCAGCUUUUGGGAGGUGCCCUGGGUUGUUUGAGCUGGCGAGUGUUGUAUCAGGGUUGGUACCGACUUGGACCUAGUUGGUACUGCCCUGGAAGGCCAGGGGUGGGACUUUUGUCUACACAGAGCAAACAGGAUGAGACAUAUGAGACCCUGUGUGAAAGUAAUGCUACAGAGAUCAACUAGAGAAAGCUUAAACAAUUAAAGCUUGAAACAAUUUGUACUAAUUAUACAUAGUGGUGCUGCAGUAUACUGUUGAAACUCACAGAAUGUCCAGGCAAAUCUCUGUCAGUACAAG